Aspergillus wentii DTO 134E9 is the source of this 477-nucleotide messenger RNA. RefSeq names its product DUF3237 domain-containing protein. The coding region runs from base 1 to 477 and encodes 158 amino acids. The record is from RefSeq and is a predicted model, not a curated record. The transcript has 3 exons. NCBI's taxonomy places the organism in Eukaryota, Fungi, Ascomycota, Eurotiomycetes, Eurotiales, Aspergillaceae.
AUGGACACCAUCUCCCCCGCCCCCAAAUUAACGCCCCUCUUCUCCCUACGCUGCGCUGUUGCCGCGCCAAUUGAGAUCGGAAACGGUCCGUAUGGGAGGAGAAGAUGCGUGCCGAUUGAAUCUGGGACGGUGAGAGGGGAGUAUAUCAAUGGGGAGGUUGUUCCGGGUGGUGCGGAUUUUAUGCUCGUCGAGGACGACCAGACAACGCAUGUGAAUACGAAUUAUGUUAUUAAGAGUGACGACGGGGCGUAUUUGUAUAUCCGAACUGAGGGAACGCGAUCUGGUCCGCCGGAAGUGUUGAAGGCGUUGAUGGAAGGAGACGGCGUCGAUCCCAACUCCUACUGGUUCCAUUUGCACAUCAAGAUUGAAACUGGCCAUGAAAAGUAUCGCUGGAUGAACAAUCGGGUGAUUGUUGGACGGGCUACCAGAGCUAAAGGGGAGGUGGCGUACGAUGCGUAUUUUCUCGAGAAUGUCUAG